AUGGAUUUCAUCCGCGCUUGUCUUCUUUGCACCGCUCUUUUUGGGCUCGCCAAAUCUUUUACGCAUGAGGAUAUGAAGGACGCAUUGCUGCAAAAACUUGGAUUAGAUGAAGUUCCUAAAAUCCACAAGAGGGAUUUGGACAAUCUAGUUAUUCCGGCGCAUAUCAGGAACAAGUACUUGUCUAUGCUCAAGAUGCACCAUAGCAGGAGACGCAGAUCUCUGCCCAGCCUGGCGGGCAUCCUGAGGGGAAUCCCUGGCAAUGCAGAUAUUUCCGGAGAGUAUGUGUAUUCUGACACAACACGACAUCGUAUGGUGUUCGACAUGGAGGCGAGGAUUCCGGAUAACAGCGAAGUGACCAUGGCAGAGCUGAAGCUUUACCAGCGGGCAUCCUUCCAUAAACGCUUUGCAGUGGAAAGGAAGAAUCACAGGCCCGUGAACAACGCCCGCGUCAGCAUCUACUGGGUGGAGGUCCUGCCAAAUGGAUCUAACCGGACAUCGCUGAUAGAUUCACGGUUGAUCCCCAUUCACGAAACCGGCUGGAAGAGCUUUGAUGUGACGCAGGCGGUGCACUAUUGGUCCAAGAGCCAGCAGAGGACACCUAUGCACCUGGAGGUGUGGAUCGAGGGCGAGAGACCUGGCAGCUACGCGGCAGAGAUGGCCAAGAGUGUGCGCUUUACCACCCAGGAGCAGACAGACAACACCUUGGGAAAGCCUGAGCUCAUCCUAUACACACUCAACCUCGAAGAAUACGGUUCUCGUGGAGACUGCGACGUCACCCAAAACAAAGACACCUGCUGCAGAGAACAGUACUUCGUCAACUUCAGAGCCCUCACGUGGACGCAGUACUGGAUCAUCGAGCCUGCUGGGUACCAGGCUUUCAGAUGCACCGGAGGCUGCAAGCAGCCAAAGAGGAACUACGGCUACGGAGAGCGGCGGUGUACGGUGUCCGAGAGUGCCCCGUUACCGAUCAUGUACCUGGUGAAGAAGGGGGACUACACUGAGAUAGAAGUGGCCGAAUUCCCCAACAUGAUAGUAGAGAGGUGUUCGUGCACGAUGGACAAUAUGUCCACAGUAUGACAUCUUGGAAAGCUGCUAAAGUAAUCCUAUAACCACAGCCUGCUGGGGUUAUUAAAGGACUAUUGUAUUGUUUUCAGGUUUGGGGCUUAUACUAUUUAAUCUAGUACUUUCUAUUUAAAUGGACUUUUACUGGGAGAGUCAUACACAGAAGGCAGUCCUGCUGCCUGUAACUCCAUCUCCUUCCACAAGCACUUCUAUAUAUUUUGUACAUUUUGAUAUCUUUUUAUACAAAUUUGUAUUGUUUUCAUGUUGAAUCUACAGCAGUCCUUUGAAAUCUGUCUGAAGUGUUCUAUUUUUG
Molecule: messenger RNA, 1375 nt
Organism: Notolabrus celidotus (New Zealand spotty)
Lineage: Eukaryota; Metazoa; Chordata; Actinopteri; Labriformes; Labridae
Gene: lft1
Product: lefty1
Exons: 4
Coding region: 1-1077 (358 amino acids)
Biological process (GO): BMP signaling pathway; SMAD protein signal transduction
Cellular component (GO): extracellular region
Molecular function (GO): transforming growth factor beta receptor binding; cytokine activity; growth factor activity
Source: RefSeq, a predicted model, not a curated record